AAGGUGUGUUUUCUGACCUACUAAGCACACCUGGCGGCUCACAUCAAAGUGCACCUGUUGUUAAUACCUUGAUCCAUUGUCCAGUACUUUAAACACUCGCCAUGCUGCUGCUCCUUGUUAUAUCUGCUGCCUGUGUCGCUGUCGGUACAGCAGAUGUCACUUGCCCCUUUCUGCCAUGUCCUUUCGUGGGGUUCUGCAAGAAGACCAUUCCCACCUACUACGACCAUGACGGCGUGAGAUGUCGCGGCUGUGACCAGUGCUCCAUGGACCCAGAAGAUGCCCCCGUCACUCAGCUGCCCACAAUACACGCGAUCCAGUUCCACAUGUGCCCGAUGUAUAUGUGCAUGAACCCCGGACAAUGCAGCGUCCCCUACACCUACAGCCACUUCAUGGUCAACGGCCUCAACUGCACAGGAUGUCCCUCGUGCCCGACCGGAGGGCACCCUGAUGGAUCGAUAAUUCUGAAGAAAAAACAGCUGCAGCCAACAGGGGGUCUGGUCCAUAUCAACAUGUGCCCAAUGGUGAUGUGUAUGCAGCCCGCGUCAUGUGACGUGCCUUACAAGACGUCCACCAUGCAUGUCGCCGGCCGCGACUGUCCCGGGUGUCCCUAUUGCCCGACCACCACCACCACCACCACCGCCGCUUGACCUGUUAAUUACAGUUAAUAUACAUCACCCUGACUCCUG
This is a messenger RNA of Haliotis rufescens (red abalone), 686 nucleotides long. RefSeq lists its product as uncharacterized. NCBI's taxonomy places the organism in Eukaryota, Metazoa, Mollusca, Gastropoda, Lepetellida, Haliotidae. The record is from RefSeq and is a predicted model, not a curated record. The transcript has 5 exons. Bases 102 to 647 code for a protein of 181 amino acids.